AUGCUUAUGAAGAAUAUCCUUACCGCUCUUGCUCUGACCGGCGUAGCCACUGCUAAUCCAACUGGAGAUCUUGAAUCGAGAGCACUCACUGGAACAUGUUCCAAACCCACCCAGGUGUAUUGCUGUACUCAAGCAUUCGACUUCAACUUACUCUUCAUUCGAAAAGUUGGGUCGGGUUGUGCCCCAGCCCCGGCUCCGGUUAGUGGAACCUACACCUGCCCUGCGGGUAAGAAUUUCCUUUGCUGCGAUGGUGGCCAGAUCCCGAGUGGCCAAAAUGUCGUUUGCACUGCCUAA
Penicillium samsonianum is the source of this 294-nucleotide messenger RNA. RefSeq lists its product as uncharacterized. The transcript has 3 exons. The coding region runs from base 1 to 294 and encodes 97 amino acids. Lineage: Eukaryota; Fungi; Ascomycota; Eurotiomycetes; Eurotiales; Aspergillaceae. The record is from RefSeq and is a predicted model, not a curated record.